This is a messenger RNA of Closterium sp. NIES-65, 1395 nucleotides long. NCBI's taxonomy places the organism in Eukaryota, Viridiplantae, Streptophyta, Zygnematophyceae, Desmidiales, Closteriaceae. The record is from the annotation of a GenBank genome assembly.
AUGGAUGCAGAGAUGGCUUCCUGGAAAUCCACAGGCACCUACGUUGACACUGUCCCCCCUCCUGGGGCGAACAUCGUCAGUGGCAUGUGGAUUUUCAGGGUGAAGCGGCCGCCGGGUUCUCCGUCUGUCUUCAAGGCGCGUUACGUGGCUCGUGGCUUCAGUCAGCGGCAGGGAGUUGACUACUUUCAGACCUUCUCCCCCACCCCGAAGAUGACCACUCUUCGGGUACCGCUGCACAUUGCUGCUCACCGUGACUACGAGCUCCACUCUCUCGACUUCAGCACAGCUUUCUUGCAGGGCAGCCUGCACGAGGAGAUAUGGCUGCGCCGCCCACCUGGCUUCACUGGGUCUUUCCCUCCUGGUACCCAGUGGAGUCUCCGGCGUCCAGUCUACGGUCUCCGCCAGGCGCCACGUGAGUGGCACGACACACUGAGGACUACACUUGCGGCUCUUGGGUUUGCUCCUUCUACUGCCGACCCGUCGCUGUUUCUGCGCACCGACACCUCUCUGCCACCGUUCCACAUCCUUGUGUACGUCGACGACUUGGUCUUUGCCACAGCUGACACUGCUGGACUCGCCUACGUGAAGUCCGAGCUGCAGAAGCGACACACGUGCACAGACCUGGGUGAACUGCGCAGCUACCUUGGCUUGCAGAUCACCCAGGACAGAGCACGCCACACCAUUACCCUGACUCAGUCACACAUGGUGCAGCAGGUCCUUCAGCGCUUCGGCUUCACGUACUCCUCGCCUCAGGCCACUCCUCUGCCUACUCGCCACUCACUCUCAGCUCUGCCUUCAGAUGAGUCCGUAGAGUCGAAGCACAUGGCUGCAGCGAAGAGGGUGUUGCGCUACUUGUGCAGUACGUCGGGCAUGGGGCUAGUGCUUGGAGGGCGGAGUCCAGUGGUCCUCACUGGGCACGCGGACGCUUCUUGGGCUGACGACCAGGCUACGCAGCGGUCGUCACAGGGUUACACCUUCAGUCUUGGUUCCGGCUCUGUUUCGUGGCAGGCUACCCGCUCGUCUUUUGUUCUCGGCUCCAGUUGUGAGGCUGAGAUCUACGCCGGGGCUAUGGCUGCCCAGGAGCUUCGCUGGCUCACCUACCUGCUGACCGACCUUGGAGAGCCGCCUUGUUCUCCUCCAGUCCUGUACGUAGACAACAAGGCCAUGCUGGCCUUGUGUCGAGAGCAGCGACUGGAGCACAGGACAAAGCACAUUGCUCUCCGUUACUUUCUUGCUCGUGAGCUACAGCAGCGUGGACAGUUGCGGCUUGCGUACGUGGCCUCUGAGGCCAACACUGCUGAUGUUUUCACCAAGGCACUUGCGCCUUGUGAUCAUCAGCGCUUCUGCACUCAGCUGGGUCUUGUGCCUGUCUUGCCUCACUUGCUCACUUCUUGA